AAGUGAGGGAGGAAAGCGCAAUCGGAUCGUUUACUUCUGCCCUGUAUGAGGAAAUAUAGACUUCCCUUACAGUCUGUUGUACUCACUGUAAAGUGGAUAUCGUAGUACGUACCAAGAGGGUGAUUCCCUUCUUUUUGUGAUUACAGAAGCCUUUUCUUCGACCAUGUCUUUCCCGCAGUUGGGAUAUCAGUACAUCAGACCGAUAUACCCCUCGGAGCGCCAGGGUAUCGGCGGCGCUAGAGCCGGGACAGAUCUUAGCCCGUCUGGGGCUCUCUCUAACGUUCUCUCUACUAUGUACGGAUCACCUUUCGCCGCUGCGCAAGGAUAUGGAGCUUUUCUACCUUAUUCAAAUGAUAUAUCAAUUUUCAAUCAAUUGGGAGCUCAAUAUGAGCUGAAAGACAGUCCAGGCGUCCAGCACCCAGGAUUUGCUCAUCAUCACCCUGCUUUUUACCCCUAUGGGCAAUACCAAUUUGGUGACCCGUCCAGACCCAAAAAUGCCACCAGGGAGAGUACUAGCACUCUUAAGGCCUGGUUGAGCGAGCACAGGAAAAACCCAUAUCCCACAAAAGGAGAGAAGAUCAUGCUGGCUAUCAUCACCAAGAUGACCCUCACUCAAGUGUCCACCUGGUUCGCCAACGCAAGGAGAAGGUUAAAGAAAGAGAAUAAGAUGACCUGGGCUCCCAGAAGUCGGACAGAUGAAGAAGGAAAUGAUUACAACAGCGAUCACGAAGGAGACAAGAGGGAGGACGACGAAGAGAUUGAUUUAGAGAAUAUCGACACGGAAAAUAUAGAAAAUAAAGACGAUCUCGAUGACCAGGAUGAUCUGCAUGCUGACUUGAAACUGGACGGCAGAAGUGACUCUGAAAUUUCAGACAGCUACGAGGACUUGCAAGGACCCGACCAGAGGUUUCUCAAAACUGUAGUGAAGGAAAGCAAGGACAUUCACGGGGAUCAAGACGAACAUUUCCAUCACCAUUCUUUAGAGAUUAAAGCGACACACCAUAACGGUGAGCAAUUAAAACUGAACCCCGCAUCCAUCAAUUCGCCGCCCAUCGAAAACAAUGCGGCUCCAGCCCAAAAGCCUAAAAUUUGGUCUUUGGCUGAGACGGCAACAGCUCCGGACAAUCCCAGAAAGUCUCCACUGAUGAAUGGAAACUCAGCUGCGUCUGCAACACAAGCAAUCAUUCCUCCUCAUAGACUUAUCUCUUGUCCCGUUGGGAAACUUCAGAACUGGACAAACAGAUCCUUCUCAGCCCAUCAACUCGCUUUAAUAAACUCAAACCAUUACCUCGGACUUGCCAACCAGGCUUCUGCGAACGGCCUUGCGAUGUAUGCCCGACAUACGGAGGAAAAAAGUCAUAAUUCAGAGUCAGCUGUAACAGACAGAUCUAGUGCCUUGGAAGCAGAGAAAAAGUUGUUAAAAACAGCCUUCCACCCAGUUCAAAGACGGCCUCAGAACCAACUAGAAGCCGCAAUGGUUCUAUCGGCGCUGUCCUCGUCAUAG
Messenger RNA from Megalops cyprinoides (Indo-Pacific tarpon), 1504 nucleotides. RefSeq names its product iroquois-class homeodomain protein irx-3-like. Gene Ontology annotation, molecular function: DNA-binding transcription factor activity, RNA polymerase II-specific; RNA polymerase II cis-regulatory region sequence-specific DNA binding. NCBI's taxonomy places the organism in Eukaryota, Metazoa, Chordata, Actinopteri, Elopiformes, Megalopidae. Gene Ontology annotation, cellular component: nucleus. The transcript has 4 exons. Gene Ontology annotation, biological process: cell development; neuron differentiation; regulation of transcription by RNA polymerase II. The record is from RefSeq and is a predicted model, not a curated record. Bases 164 to 1504 code for a protein of 446 amino acids.